This is a messenger RNA of Sorghum bicolor (sorghum), 1184 nucleotides long. Its product is annotated as protein DOG1-like 2. The record is from RefSeq and is a predicted model, not a curated record. The transcript is spliced from 2 exons. Gene Ontology annotation, molecular function: sequence-specific DNA binding. Gene Ontology annotation, biological process: DNA-templated transcription. The coding region runs from base 74 to 913 and encodes 279 amino acids. NCBI's taxonomy places the organism in Eukaryota, Viridiplantae, Streptophyta, Magnoliopsida, Poales, Poaceae.
CCCACCGCCAGCCAGCAGCAGAGCAGAGCAGCCCCAGCCCAGCACCCCCACAGGCCACAGCACAUCGAUCGCCAUGCCCGCCACCUUCCCGCCGCCGCCGCCGCCGCCGCCUCCCUCUCACAACCUUCCUCCGCUGCUGUCUUCCAACGAGUCCUUCUCCAAGUUCUUCGAGUCCUGGAUCGGCGAGCAGUCCCGCGACCUGGAGGAGCUCCGCGCCGCGGCGUCCGCGGAGCCGGCCGCCCCCGAGGCCGACCUCCGCCGCCUCGUCGACCAGGUGAUGGGCCACUACGCGCAGUACUACAGCACCAAGGCCGCGGCCGCGGCCGGCGACGUGAGCAUGAUGUUCACCCCGUCCUGGACCUCCACCACCGAGAACCUCUACCUCUGGUGCGGCGGGUGGCGCCCCACCGCCGCGAUCCAGCUGCUGUACACCAAGUGCGGGAUGCAGCUCGAGCACCGGCUCCCCGUCUUCCUCGACGGCGGCGGCCUCAAUAAGGACGACCUCAGCGACCUCAGCGUCGCGCAGCUCCGGGCCGCCGACCAGCUGCAGCACCGCACCAUCAGCAGGGAGCGCGAGAUCGAGGAGGUCGCCGCGACCGCACAGGAGGCGCUGACGUCGAAGACGAUGGUGGAGCUCGCGGGCGGCGGCGGCGGCGGCGGCGGCGGGAUGGACGCGGGGGCGAUGGACCGGGAGAUGCAGACGAAGGCGGAGGGGAUGAGGCAGGUGCUGGAGAUGGCGGACGGGCUGCGGCUCGAGACGAUGCGCGAGGUGGUGGCGCUGCUCCGCCCCGCGCAGGCCGUGCACUUCCUCCUCGCCGCCGCCGAGCUCCACCUCGCCGUGCAUGACUUCGGGCGCCGCAAGGACGGGCACGCCGGCAACGCCGCCGCCGCCGCCGCCGCGCCGCCGGAGUGACGCUGACGCGCCUGGCUGCUCUGCUUUGCGUGUAUCGUGUAAUGGCUCCCCUGUUCCAAGCGGCGCAUGGCUGCGCGCCUUCGCGCGUUCGUAGCCGUGACGCCGCGCUUGUCGCCUAGCUACCCAUAAAGGCUGCUGGCUUGGUCAGCACGAGCUGUCGCGAUAAGCUUUUGAACAUUUUGUUCCUCUAGCUGUUUUGAACAUGUCGAUUUUGUAAAAUAUUUUAGAACUAAACAAAGCCUUACUCUGCCUCAAGGUGUUGCCAGUGUGU